This is a messenger RNA of Fusarium pseudograminearum CS3096, 1161 nucleotides long. RefSeq lists its product as uncharacterized. The record is from RefSeq and is a predicted model, not a curated record. Gene Ontology annotation, molecular function: hydrolase activity. NCBI's taxonomy places the organism in Eukaryota, Fungi, Ascomycota, Sordariomycetes, Hypocreales, Nectriaceae. The transcript has a single exon. The coding region runs from base 1 to 1161 and encodes 386 amino acids.
AUGGCGUUUAAAGACUCAGUCCAAUUGUGCUUUGGUUAUGUCUAUGCAGCGCUGAUAACACCAUGGCUUCUCUCACACUUCCUCUUCGACAUCACUCUCUGCCUCAUCCCAUAUCUUCGACCCUCACGAAAAUGGUCCCUCAACCAAGCUGUUCGCGUCCGACUUAUCCGUCUCGUACUUCUCUACUGGUCACUCACCAAGUACGGAGACCGAUUGAGACUCGAUCCAAAACGGGAGAAGAACCGAUUCGAAGUAGUCUCUCCACGAUCGCCCAAGCUCUACAGAGCAAUUCUUUCGGAUUAUGUCGUACGGCCCGCACAACUGGGAAUGACUUGGACGCCAGCACGACCUCCACCCGCGGGACUAGUCAACUCCAAUAUGGUCGUGGCACUGCACUUCCACGGCGGAGGUUAUGUUAUUGGGAAUGGUCGUGAUGAAGAUACUGGAUUUCUGGCAAAGACUCUCGUGAGGCGUAUGGGUUGCAGUCAUGUUUGCACUCCACAAUACCGUCUCUCGAGCAGUAACAACGGGCAAUUUCCAGCACCUCUCCAGGAUGCCCUCACAGCGUAUCUCGAUCUGAUCAAGAGCAAGGGAAUUCCAGCAAGCCAGAUCAUUCUGUCAGGCGACUCAGCGGGAGCCAAUCUUGCGCUCGCAUUGGUACGAUACAUUCACGAGCACGGAAAAGACGACGACAUUCCUUUCCCGAGGGCCAUGGCUCUUUGGUCACCUUGGGUAGACAUCGCCGGUGCGUUAGAGCAGGAUGUCAAACAAUCACCCAAUUACAAGACCGAUUAUCUGAACAUGUAUUUUGCUCGCUGGGGCGCAGCUACUGUCUCUGGCUAUGGAAUCACCGAUCCUGCAGGACCAUACCUUUCCCCUCUACGCAACCCAUUCACACUCGAAGAGUCACUUCCGGUAUACGUCAACGCAGGAGGGGGCGAAGUCCUAUGCGAGGAUAUCAAGAACUUCUGCCAACGCUACGAGAAGCAUGGUUGGAACAUCCACUUGGACGUGUCUGAAGGGUGUCCUCAUGACAUUCUGCUACUAGGAGACACGAUGGGAUUCGGUGCCGAGGCAAAGAAAGCAGCUGAGAAUGCUAGAGGAUUCUUGAACGUGAAUGCGGGGUUGAAGCUGCAGAGCUAUAGCCCGAGGGAGCUCUGA